ACUCGUGUACUAAAAAGUACAUCACAGCUGAUACGACCAAUCUCUUGUCUCAAGCACACAGUUAACCCAUUCUGGUUAUACACACAAAAUAUGCUUGAAAAAUUCAAAUAUGAAGAAAAAAAUCGUUCAUUUUUAUUUCAUUCUUCCUUUUCAUUUUAAAAUGAACGAUUUCAUUUGUCAAUUUAGAAAAAAAGUUCAUGUUCCACUCACGAACGUCCGAUUCGCGUGAUGAAUUUCGGUUGCUCGUGUGUAUGUAUACAUUGAUGUUGACCGAGUCGAGUCGAGUCGACACACACAGAUAGGGAGAUAGAGAGGCGAGUACAACGGUAUUGCGGCGCAACCGAAUUGACCACAUGCAAAUUGCGCUGCACGAAUCGGCUCACACUAUGCUCCGACUAUGCUUUGGGCUGGCGUGCUGAAAACAAUGCAUCUCUUUUCAUCAUCAUGCGAUAGCCGCUAUUCAGACAUUCAUCGCAACGAGAGAGAGAGAGUGCCGCAUUGUGAGUGCCUAAUAAAUUCGUGGUAAUUUUAGCGGCAUUCACUUCACAACGAGAUUUCGCAUCGAAGACAUCACAUCAGAACCGACAUUUUGUCCACGAAAAAAACGCGCAACGCCAUAAAUUGCUGCUUUAUUUUAACAUUUUCGGAAUAUUUUUUUUAUAUUGAAAGACUGAAUGCGGUUUAUAAACAAUUAACUUGAACAUACGACUUGAAUUAAGUGAAUAUUAAGACAGUUGAACGUGGUUCUGUGCGCGGAAAGAGUUUUAAAAGAAUAGUGAAUAAAAAAUCUAUCAAACUGACGAAAGCAAACAAGAAGCCAUCUAAAGAGAACAAUUCUCAAAUGGGUGGUCUAAUGAAUUGGCUGAAAAAAGACGGUUCAAAGCGAACGCGCCGUCGAGAAAGUGCACCGCUUCAAAUGUUCGCGAAACAAAAACCAACCAGCGAAGAGAAACUACGCAAUAGUUUGAUUCGUUUCACACAGUUUCGUGAGCAUCAGCGCAUAGAACGAUUGUCGAUGGGCGCAAAUGAAGUAGCUGCCUAUCACACAAUUUCGGGUGAUGCACCGAAUUAUACCGAUGGAAAUACAACGCCAACGGAACAAAACCAUGUCGCAUACCAACCACCAAGUACCUGCCCGCCAAAACCGUAUCGCAGUCAAGGCAUUCCAGAGAAUCGCAAUGAAAGUACACAGCCACCGUACAAUGGCCGUCGAACAAAAAAGAUUAGCGUUCAGUUUCACUUGGGCGAGGGCACCGAUGACAGUGAUAUGACUUUGAACCAUCGUAACUCGCGACAUUCAAUGCCUGCCAUUGUAACAAAUGCAUACGUGCGCGGAAUGCGACGAACACAGAAUUCCAUUGACUCAAGGACGAUUCGAGAGGAGGCGAUUGAAGAGUUUGAAGAAGAGCACUGCAUGUACAACAGUGACAGUGUGAACGACGACCAGACGAGCUAUCGAAGUCCGCCGAUGAAAUUUUACAAACAGAAUCUCAAUCCAUAUCCAAGCAACAGUGAGACUUCAUCACUGAGCACACUAGCUGAGGCGCUGCCGAUUCGGGGAACUUGCCCCGAAAAACCAAAGCGAUUACUGUUAAACAGCAAACAGUCCCGGAAAUUACUAACCGAAGCCCAUUUCACCGGUGCCUAUCGGAAUUUCGAAAUUAAAUCACCUUAUUACUCGGACAGUUCGUCGGUGUUUAGUGCGGUGGAGAAGCAAAACCAUGCUACGACCGAUACGGGGAGCGGUUUGAAUGGUGACAAUGCAUCACAAUUGGAUCACUAUCAAGUCGUUGUGAAUAAGCAUGGGGAUGAAGUUGAGUAUGCAUUGCCAUGUAUUGAUCUGCCACAGUACCAAAGACGACAACAAUUAACUGAUUGUUUUAAAUCUGACGACUCGACACUGGCCGAUGAAGUUUUUGAUACAGAUCCAAAGGAGUUUGUCCGUAUUUUAAGUGAAAAUUUCGAAAUGGCUUCGAACACAUCGCAUUCGGUGCAUGAGGAAGAGCUCAUGCAGGGAGAGUAUCAUCGGACGAAUGGCAAGGUUAUGAUCACUGAUUUGGAUAAGUCUAUCGAUAGUGCACACACAUUCGACGAUUUGGAAACGGUCUCGCGAGCUGAACGCAUUAAUGAGGCCAAUUCACAGAUGCGAACACCAAAUCGAGUGCUACAAUUCCAUGAGACAAUGCAAUGCGCUGAUAUCAUUUGUUUGAUCAGCGAAUUCAAUUCAAUGGGCCGAAUGGAGGUCCAAAUUGAAACACCGCUACAUUUUGAAUGGGGUACUUUCAAAAAUGCCAAAGUCACUGUUCGUAAGUAUGCCGAUCUAAGCAAUGAUGAUGAAGCAAAUAAGGAUUUUGCACUCAUCGCCGAAACGGCCAUCAUUCGUGAUGCUGAAGUGUUGAGGAAAAUCCGCCAUCCAAACAUCAUCAACUUGAUGGCGAUUGCAUUUGAGCCAUUCAAACGAUUAGCUCUCAUUAUGGAACCAACGAGGCAUUCCUUGAAUCAUCAUUUGUUUGCUAAGAACGAGCAAUUGGACCUGAUCGAAGUGGUAACAGUGGUGAAACGAAUCGCAGGGGCCAUUUCGUACAUGCAAGAGUUUGGAAUAUCCCAUUCGAACAUUUCAUCACAUGCGAUUUUGGUUGGAAACACUGUGACUCAAGUCAAAUUGACAUCAUUUGAAUUGGCUGUUCCAUACAAGUCCGACAUUCAGGAUGAGGUCGACUUGAAAUCCAAGCAAAAAACCAAACGAGUGCCAUCAAUUCGCCCGAAACGUUCACCAAAGCAGUCAUUAAGCUCCGAACAAAAAAUCGAACGAUACAAGCAGCUUACAAGUCAAGUCGUGUUCAACGAAGAUGGAUUAGAGUCCACUUACACUGUGCCAUUUAUACGUGAGAUUAGUACAAAAUACUUUCCCUAUUCCACUGAAUAUCGUCGCAAAUUGGCAAUAUUUAACUAUCAACCGCCUGAAUUACUCUCACAAGACGAACAAUUUGUCUUUCCGACGAAACAAUCGGAUACGUAUGCAUUGACACUCCUUUUAUGGGAGUUGCUCAAUAAAUGCAUUCCGUUUGUGAUUUAUGACGAAACCAAAUUGGAUGAGCUUCUGAAAUCGAACUAUCCGCUGAAAUAUUUGCCAAUCGUUGAAGAGGAGCGAUGCCAACGUUUCCAUGAAAUACUCGAGCGAGGAUUGAAACGUGAACCAGCAACGCGUAUCGAUUUAGCGAAAAUGAUUCGGAAAUUAGAAGCCAUCGAAACGGAAAUUUUACGGGGAAAUGAGAAUGAUCACGGUACAAUGAAGUGUUGUUGUUUAAAGUCGCAGAAAAGCAAAGCUACACAACGACAACAACCAUCCGUUCAAGAGAAUACAUUGAAAGAUGAUACAACACCAGAUAAGUCGAACAGUAAACAGUUUACGGCAAUCACUUCACCACCAGUCGCGGCUUUGUCAACGCAAUCGGUGGAGAAAAAUAUGUCACCGUUGAACAAUGUGCAUCGCAGCAUUUUAGAUUUUAAUCGCCUUCUUUCACCACGACGCGAUACAAACGAUGAAACAAUUUUGCGAACGAGUACGCUUAAAAAGAAGAAAAAAGUGCCGCCAACCAAAAGCAACAAGCGCAAUGUUCGAGAUUUGUUUGGCGAUGAUGUGCCAGCCACGGACAAUAAGCACAGCGACGAAUUGAAAGCGGCCGUUCUCACCGCUCAAGACUCGGAGCCGUUCUCGUCGACCGGCCGGCCGUCGAAUGAAUUCAACAAUGCCAUCUUUCAAUCGGCCAUUUCGAAGGAUCUCGAAUUCACGAAUGUGGAAGAAGAGGAAGAGAGUAUGAAAGAGAAUAGGCCGGCGAACAAGAAGAUUGAACAGCCAUUCGGGCCGAAAGAAGUGAGUAAUUCCAAUGAAAUGGUCGACACAAAAGUAUCGUGCCCGAAUAAUAGCUACCAAUUCAUCAUUGACGACUAUCAAUUGCCACAGGAGUUGAUUGCACGGAACAAUAAAAUUCGACGUUGUACUUGGCUAUCGUCGGAUCAAGUGAACAAUACGCAAUUGCAGACCAGAAACGAAGAUGCGUUGCUUCCAACACUGAACGAGAGCAAUGAUAGUAGCAAAAAGAUGAAUGUUAAUAUUAAAAUUGUGCACAAACAAUUGACACCCACGAAAAAUACCUCACGAAAUGAUUCGAUGAAGUCGAAUUGUUCAACGGUAAGUGCAAUGAGUGCGGCCAGUAGCGAAGAUGAGUUUUCGGUGAAAUCACGCAUCAAGUUCUUCCGUUCGCUGGAAAGUCAACCGGUUCAACGGAGAACGCCGAACAAAAGUAAAAUGAAUAUGAGCCGUCGUUCGGAGAUGUCAUUCAAUGAGGUUAGGAAAGCCGCUGAAAAGGCACAACGACACACAUAUCCAUCAUCGAAACAGCCGACCGAAAAUCUCAAUCAACAGCUCAUCAAAGAAAUCACCGAUAUAACGGCCGACAUCAAGAAUUGCCUGUCGCAGAACAAGUAUUUGAGCGAGAAAAAGGCCGACCAAUCGCAAGCAAAUGAGAAUGAAAUCAACAAUUUGCUGAAUACCAAUUUUAGCGAGGCCGAUGAAUCAAUUGCAUUGCUGAUCGAUGAUCUUUUGAAUGAGAAACAUUUGCUUGAUGAGAACGCUAAAAAUGAGUCACUCAACGAAGAAAACGAAAAACGGAAUUCAGUUCGUGAAACAGUUCAGAAGUUUGAGUCUUCGUUGCGCAACGAAAAGAACGACAGUAGCUUCUCAUUUCAAAAGAUUGAGAAUAAAUUGCUAAACGAGAAGAUUUUCAACACAAAUGUGAAAUCGGACAAACGAAAAACGACGGAAUUUUUCGGCAACAAAUUGAAUGAGGUGACAAAUGAAAAAAUCGAAGAUGUGAUUCGGUUUGAGGUACCAUCCGAAGUGGAUAACGAAGCUGGAGCCCAAUAUCAAGCGUUUGAAGAGACAGGAGAACCGAUUGCAGAGACUGGAAGUCAGCAGUCGCAAACGUUGAUAAAACGCACUUUCUAUCAAGAGAGCAUAAUUUCGGGUUCAAAUGUUGAGGUGCCAGAACUGCAAUCUCUGCUUGCCAAUGCACCCACGGUCACAUCGGUAACCAGAAAAUCGUCGCUAACGACCAGAGUCACGCUAAACAUGCGGAAAUGCCGACGACGUUCAUCUGAUGUUGGGUUAAUUGCACAGAACUCGCAAAAUGGUGAUCGAGCCGGUGACAUUAUUGGCUCAUCAAACAUGGCUGAAGUACGCCAUUCGAUCUGUGGCAGCCCAUUGCCGUUUCUAAUGCGAAAUAAUUCAGUUGAUACGACUGCAGCCGGUCGUAGGCUUGAGCAAAUGACCGCUGAAAAGCUGCACAUGAACCAGGCCACUGGAAGCAGACUGUCCAACGAUCAGCUUCAGUCAUCCGUCUGUUCAAGCGUUUUGACCGGAAUCUUCAACGGAAAACAAAUACAAUCCAUCGAAGAUUUGUACAUCGAUGAUGAUUUUGGUGGAAUAAGCCUAGCUGCGAAUAUGAAACUAAUGACGAACUCAACGGAUUCGCUCGAUAACAUCAAUUUUGAUGUGAUUGCAACACACAUUUUCGAGCAGAAUUCCGAAUCAUUGAUGACGACCACAAAUAAUACACUACUGAAUACAAAUUUGAACGCCAUCGAGCAAGGUGAAGACAAAAAUGACGCUACAGCUGAAGAAUAGUUGAAUUUUUUACGGAGAAAGAUGUAUAAAAUAGUAGAACAAAUACGUGUCAUGCUAACAAUUGAAAAAAUUUAAAGGAAUACGACAUAAAAUGAAAGCAAAGAAAACUAAUUGUGUAGAAGCUGAAAACGAAGACAAGAUUUCCACAAGAAAUUUGCAUGAACACAUCUCUCUAUACAGGGAAUAAAUAGUAAAUAAAUAGAAUAAUCAGUCAUCCAA
Messenger RNA from Sitodiplosis mosellana (orange wheat blossom midge), 5905 nucleotides. RefSeq lists its product as uncharacterized. Bases 842 to 5686 code for a protein of 1614 amino acids. Lineage: Eukaryota; Metazoa; Arthropoda; Insecta; Diptera; Cecidomyiidae. Gene Ontology annotation, molecular function: ATP binding; protein kinase activity. Gene Ontology annotation, biological process: signal transduction; protein phosphorylation. The record is from RefSeq and is a predicted model, not a curated record. Gene Ontology annotation, cellular component: cytoplasm. The transcript has 6 exons.